Molecule: messenger RNA, 757 nt
Organism: Nilaparvata lugens (brown planthopper)
Lineage: Eukaryota; Metazoa; Arthropoda; Insecta; Hemiptera; Delphacidae
Gene: Zfrp8
Product: programmed cell death protein 2
Exons: 3
Cellular component (GO): cytoplasm; nucleus
Source: RefSeq, a predicted model, not a curated record
UAUGUUUUUCCUUUUGAAGCACCUGAAGUGAAAGAAUCAUGGGGCAAAGAAAUCACUGCUCAUAAAUUUGGGGUAAAGCUAUGUCAGGUAUGUGGAUUAAAAAGUUUAAAAAAUUGUUCAGUUUGCAAAGAAACAUCUUAUUGUACAAAAGAACAUCAAAUUUAUGAUUGGAAGGCUGGCCAUAAAAAAACUUGUAACAACAGAGCAGUAAUUCUAAACAGCCAAGUGUCAUUUCUAUUUCCUGAAUAUGAAGUUCAAAUUGAAUCAGAAAAUUGUGAUGACAGCGAUGAACUAAAUGAUUCUGAUGAGAAGAUUCUUGAGACAGUAGGAGAGGGUAGUUUAUCUGGUGUGGCUUGUGAUGAAGAAUUGUCGAAAAUGGCGUUGGCGGAUGAAGACAAACUGUUCACCAAAUUCCAGAAACGGAUCAAGUCACAGUCGGAUCAGGUGAUUCGCUAUGAACGAUGCGGAGAUCCUUUGUGGGUGACAAGUCAGAAUAUUCCUGCAAUGGAAGAAGUUCCAAAUUGUCAAUAUUGUGGCGGAAAGCGAGUUUUCGAGUUUCAGAUCAUGCCUCAACUUCUGUGCUUCUUGAAAGCUGAUACGAUCCCUGGCUGUGAAUCAUUGGAUUGGGGUACAGUGGCUAUUUUUACUUGUGAAUCCAGUUGUGGCAGCGACCAGUCGCAAAAUGCAUAUAAGCAGGAAUUUGCUCUAAAACAGGAUUACACUGUUUAAUGAAAAUAUAAAUGGAUAUGAUACGGUA